Messenger RNA from Ostrea edulis (European flat oyster), 1328 nucleotides. Its product is annotated as SUMO-conjugating enzyme UBC9-B. Lineage: Eukaryota; Metazoa; Mollusca; Bivalvia; Ostreida; Ostreidae. Gene Ontology annotation, molecular function: SUMO conjugating enzyme activity. The record is from RefSeq and is a predicted model, not a curated record. Bases 307 to 789 code for a protein of 160 amino acids. The transcript is spliced from 7 exons. Gene Ontology annotation, biological process: protein sumoylation. Gene Ontology annotation, cellular component: nucleus.
AAGGUAAAAGUUUGAUCUUUUUACAGACACUGGUGGUUUCAUGUUUACCUUUAUCGACCAAUGAAAAAUUAAAAUGUAGCAUAAUUUUGAACUGUAUGCUAAGCCUAUUUCACCAACUUGGUUAAUGUAGGAGCAAGCACUUGAAGGAAGGAUCCGUGUCCCGUGUCGAGGUCCUGUACAAAGACAGAAUUUUCACCAGGAAAUUUUCAAAGCGAGCCCCGGACUCCUGUUAUGAGCAGCUCGAGUCUCAUGAAAAUUUUAUAAACCCCUAUUCUAUCCGAUGAUAUACCUUAAGAAAACGUGAAAAUGUCGGGAAUAGCCAUUGGAAGAUUGGGUGAAGAACGUAAAAGUUGGCGCAAGGACCAUCCAUUUGGCUUUGUUGCAAGACCAACUAAGAACCCAGAUGGCACAUUGAACUUGUUGAACUGGGAGUGUGCAAUACCUGGCAAAAAGGGGACUCCAUGGGAAGGAGGGUUAUACAAACUCAGAAUGUUGUUCAAAGAAGAUUACCCCAGCUCACCUCCCAAAUGCAAGUUUGAACCUCCUCUGUUCCAUCCCAAUGUGUACCCCUCAGGCACAGUAUGUCUGUCUCUACUGGAUGAGGAAAAAGAUUGGCGACCAGCGGUCACAAUCAAACAGAUUUUACUGGGUAUCCAGGAACUUCUAAAUGAGCCCAAUGUCAAGGACCCAGCACAGGCUGAGGCAUACACCAUCUACUGUCAAAAUCGAGUGGAAUACGAGAGGCGUGUUCGAGAGCAGGCCGUGCGGUUCCGAGAUCCCUCCUUAUAGUCUUGGUCGAGUGUCAGACAUUUCAGGGAUAUUUUGUUCCAACUUUCAGCACUGAUGGCGAGACUGUAGAUAAUUCAUUCAACAGUAGUUUUAAAUUUCUUACUGUGCUUUUCUUCAUCAUCGGGUGGGAUUUGAUAAAAGUCAGUCCAGAUGUGGCUGCUUUAUUCUGGACAACUGACAUGUUUGUGUGUUCCGACUUUUGUACGAGUGUCCAGUGAAGCUUGACCACCUCUUGUGAAACUGUUGGUGUCUGGUUAGUGAAAUGAACUCCUUAAGAACGAGCCAUUUUACCACCCAUCGUAUACAAUUGUAAGAAAUCUCUGAUGAUAUUUACAGUUUAUUAACAUGUUCAGGUCUUAUGUUUUCAUUUAAUCAUGAAAGUUGUGAUUUUUUUUUUGAAAAUAAUUUCCAAAACAUAUUAUUUUUUUCAAAAGAAAAACAAUUUUUUUUAGAUGAUUUUUGAGAAUGUCAAGUCAUAGGGUAAUGAUUCAUUAUUUGUACUCUGUAAUGAUGAUGUUGUAAAUAAAACAUUCUAAGAA